AUGACCGGGCAUUGGAGCUACUGUGAUGAUGAUGAAUGUGGGCCAAACCGUUGGCCUACCGGUCAACAUCAAUCCCCAAUUAACAUCGACUUGGGAGAAGUUGAACGUAAGGAUACCCAUGAUGGAAUCAAGUUUGUGAACUAUGACCAUCCUAUCCAAGGGGAUAUUGUGAACAAUGGGCAUUCAGUUCAAAUGACCCCGGAACUUCGUUCGGAGCACCCGGAAAUUUAUGGAGGUGGCCUUGAUCAAGUCUACCGUCUUGUUCAAUAUCACUUCCAUUGGGGAGAGAAUGACAACGAGGGAUCGGAGCAUACUCUUGGUGGGCUCCGCUAUCCGGCUGAGCUCCAUUUGGUACACCAGGGAGUUGAGGAUCCCGGAAAACUUGCUGUUGUUGGUGUUUUUCUCCAAAUUGGAAAAGAGGGAAAAGCUUUGUCGAAUGAGGAACGCGUUCUUGGACAACUUCGUAACCCGGAAACUGUGACUCGUAUUGAGAAUGUGAAACUUUCGGAGAAGUUGCCAAAUAAUAGAAGAUCCUUUUGGAGAUACGAAGGAUCACUUACCACCCCACCAUGCUCCGAGAUUGUCACUUGGACUAUCUUCACCGAGCCAGUUACAGUAACCCAUGACCAACUCGAGCUCUUCCGUCAAGUACAAGACAUCGACAAACGUCCGAUCAAGAAGAACUACCGCCCGACCCAAAACUUGAAUGACCGCAAGAUUGUUCACAUUGUAGCCAACUAA
Messenger RNA from Caenorhabditis remanei, 741 nucleotides. RefSeq lists its product as uncharacterized. The transcript is spliced from 4 exons. Gene Ontology annotation, cellular component: cytoplasm. Gene Ontology annotation, molecular function: carbonate dehydratase activity; zinc ion binding. Lineage: Eukaryota; Metazoa; Nematoda; Chromadorea; Rhabditida; Rhabditidae. The record is from RefSeq and is a predicted model, not a curated record. Bases 1 to 741 code for a protein of 246 amino acids.